AUGAGCGGCUCGUUUGGUUUUAACGCGUACGACGACUUUCUGCAGACGCAGCCCGCACAGUCGCAGUCUACGUCGAGCUUCCCUCUAACACAAGCAUCACAAUCGCAGUAUGCUUUUGUAGACCCAUCCGACAUUGGCAGCACUGCGGAUUCGUUCUACGAUCAAUACCAAGCGCCCGUUGGAAGUGGAACGUCCUUUUUCGACCAAUCAAGACCCGUUGACGGCGUCUCGAAUACUUUCCAGACAGAUGAGGAUGCGCUAGACUAUACGGCUCGUGAGCUGCCCAAGCAUGCGUGUGCCUAUUGCGGAUUGCACGAUCCAGCUUCUGUUGUCAAGUGUGUCAUGACUGAAAAGUGGUUUUGCAACUCGAGAGGCAAUACAAGUGGCUCACAUAUUAUACAACAUUUGGUCCGUAGCAAGAAUAAGGAAGUGUCGCUACACCCUGAUUCGCCAUUGGGUGAAACCGUGCUUGAAUGCUACAAUUGUGGCUGCCGUAAUGCGUUUCUAUUGGGAUUUAUCCCUGCCAAACAAGAUUCGGUGGUCGUGCUGCUUUGUCGAGACCCAUGUUUGCAGAUGAAUGCACUGAAGGACAUGAGCUGGGAUAUGUCGCAAUGGCUGCCAAUUAUUGAAGACCGAAGCUUUUUACCAUGGUUAGUUAAGGUCCCAUCAGAACAUGAGCAGCUCCGUGCGCGGCAGAUUACGUCGAGCCAAAUUGCUAAGCUGGAGGAAUUGUGGCGAGACAAUCCACUGGCAACGGUUGAAGAUCUGGACCGUCCAGGUAUCGAUGAUGAACCCGUUAAAGUGACACCUAUUUAUGAUGAUGGGUAUCAGUAUCAAAAUAUUUUUGGGCCUUUGGUCAAGAUGGAAUCAGAUUACGAUAAAAAGAUGAAAGAAUCGCAGACGCAGGAAGGAGUGAUGGUUCGGUGGGAUACGGGACUGAAUAAAAAGCGUAAUGCAAUUUUUACUUGUUCACGACCUGAUUCAGACUUACGUCUUGUGCCUGGAGAUGAGAUUCGACUACGUUUAGGACCAAGUGCAAGCAUGUUGUAUGGAAAAGAUUGGGAAGGCACGGGUCAUGUCCUGAGACUCGAGGAAUCUGAAGUGGCGCUAGAGAUGCGAAGCAAUAAUGUACCCGUUGAGAUUACGGAUGGAUACUUAGUGGACUUUGUGUGGAAAUCCACGUCAUUUGACCGUAUGCAAGCAGCUAUGAAAACGUUUGCUGUGGACGAUACGUCACUAACGGGAUAUUUGUACCACAAGAUCUUAGGCCAUGAUGUUGGCGUCCAGCCUUUGCGUAUUCCACGCUCGGUAGGUACUCACUUUUCGGCGCCUGGACUUCCAGAGCUUAAUACUUCGCAAAUGGAAGCAGUCAAAGGGGUACUAGAACAACCUUUAAGUCUAAUUCAAGGACCUCCUGGUACAGGCAAGACGGUAACCUCUGCGUCAAUCGUGUACCACAUGUCGAAACAAAAUAUGGGACAAGUACUGGUAACAGCACCAAGUAACAUCGCAGUGGAUCACUUGACCAUGAAAAUUAGUGCCACAGGACUUCGUGUCGUGCGCCUUGCUGCCAAGAGUCGUGAGGCUGUGGCUUCGUCAGUUGAGCACUUGUCGCUUCAUGCAAUGAUCAAGUCGCUGGAUUCUCCGGACAAAGCGGAUCUACGCAAGCUUAUGCAAUUGAAGGAUGACCAGGGUGAAUUGUCGUCUCAAGAUGAGAAGCGAUUUAAGUCACUGAAGCGACAAGCUGAACGGGAAAUAUUGCAAGCGGCAGACGUUAUUUGUACAACGUGUGUGGGGGCAGGUGAGCCCCGGUUGUCAAAUUUCCGGUUCCGCCAAGUGUUGAUUGAUGAAGCCACUCAAGCUACGGAGCCCGAGUGUUUAAUUCCAAUUGUGCAAGGUGCGAAGCAUGUGGUGAUGGUUGGCGAUCAUUGUCAAUUGGGACCAGUUGUCAUGAACAAGAAAGCAGCGAAAGCCGGUUUGAAUCAGUCACUCUUUGAUCGUCUAUUAAAAAUUGACUUGAAACAUCGUCCAUUCCGUCUGCGUGUCCAGUACCGUAUGCACCCGUUUUUGUCGGAAUUUCCUUCGAAUGAAUUUUACGAAGGUGACUUACAGAAUGGAGUGGCAGCAAGUGAACGCCAGCUUUCGAAUGUGGACUUUCCAUGGCCGAAUCCAAAUAAACCGACUUUCUUUUACAUUUGUCUUGGUGCAGAAGAAAUAAGUUCCUCAGGAACAAGUUACUUGAAUCGCACUGAAGCGAGUAACGUGGAGAAGAUUGUCACUACGUUUUUAAAGGCUGGAGUUUUGCCAUCUCAAAUUGGUGUGAUUACUCCUUACGAAGGCCAGCGUGCGUACGUUGUAAGCUAUAUGCAACGCAACGGACCCAUGCGCUCGCAACUCUAUAAGGAUGUCGAAGUCGCAAGUGUUGACUCAUUUCAAGGUCGUGAAAAGGAUUUAAUAAUUUUGUCGUGUGUGCGCUCGAACGAAAACCAAGGUAUUGGUUUCUUAAGUGAUGAGCGCCGUUUGAAUGUGGCGCUUACACGUGCUAAGUACGGCGUCAUCAUUCUGGGCAAUCCACGUGUGCUAGCGAAGCAGUCCCUUUGGAACAAGUUAUUGAACCACUAUCGUGACAAUCAAUUGAUUAUGGAAGGCCCUUUGAACAAUUUGACGCCAUCUCACAUGCAGUUCCCCCCGCCAAGAAACUCUGGGCGCAGUGCUAACCGUGAUGGCAAUGCUUUUAAUCGUCAACGUGGAGCUGUCCCUCCUUUGGACUCGCGCUUUGACCCACGCUAUGAUCAAGCAGGACUUCCACCAUUUGGAUCAUUUGUAGCUGGUGGUCUUCCUCCCCCUAUACCACAACGUGGCACGCGUCGUGGACCAAGCAGCAACUAUCUCUCUGGAAGUCUGGGUCCACCAACUCAGGAUAUACCUAUUGAAAUGGAUGCUCCCUUCACGCAAAUGGCUCAGACACAGCCUUUCAGUCAAUUGUCAAAUGAUAAAUUCAUCAUGUCGCAGGAUGGCUUCAUGUAUGAUCACGACUUUAAGUCUCAAAACAUGCCAAUGUCGCAAGAUACCCACGGUCCGGGCAGCGACUAUUACUAA
Messenger RNA from Plasmopara halstedii, 3099 nucleotides. Its product is annotated as regulator of nonsense transcripts 1 homolog. Lineage: Eukaryota; Oomycota; Peronosporomycetes; Peronosporales; Peronosporaceae. The transcript has 2 exons. Gene Ontology annotation, cellular component: cytoplasm. Gene Ontology annotation, molecular function: RNA binding; RNA helicase activity; ATP binding. Gene Ontology annotation, biological process: nuclear-transcribed mRNA catabolic process, nonsense-mediated decay. The coding region runs from base 1 to 3099 and encodes 1032 amino acids. The record is from RefSeq and is a predicted model, not a curated record.